AUGCAUGGUAUUAGCAGCAUAAAAACUCAGCAGGGGUCUGGUACGAAUUCUUCGCCAAAGUUGGGAUCAGGUUCUCGGGGGAAUAGUAGUACUCCCGGAGAGAUUUCUCCUGCGAGGGAGAUUGAAACUGGAACUCCGAUUGCAUCUGUCAGGGCUGCAGUUAGUUUAUUUGGGGAAGCUAAUUCCCCAAGCAACAGGCAGCUUCUAAAGAAAAACAAAUCAUCAAUUGACGAGGGAGGAAGGAUGGAGAAGGAAUCACAACUUCAUUUGUUACUUAAGGAUCUGGACAAGUACAAGGAACAGCUGAAAAAUGCAGAAAGUACAAAAGGCCAAGCACUUCGCGAUUUGGAAGCAGCGAAUAAAACACUGCAAGAAUUAACAUCCAAGCUGGAGACUAUUAGUGACACAAAGCAAGCAUUGAUCCAGGCCACAGAGUCUGCCAAGAAGCGAGUGAAAGAACUUGAAGAAUCAAAAUCCAGCAAUGACCAAGAGGUUGACGUGGAGAUGAAUCCGGACCUGGUCAAGGAAAGAGAACGGUACAAGGCCUGUAAUGCUGAGCUAGUUUCAGUGAAACAAGAACUCACAACCCUUAAACAGGAUUUUGAUGCGGCCUCAAAAAAGAAGGAAACCGCGCUUCAAGAGGCUAAAGAUGCAGAACAAGCUGCCAAACUUAACAAAGAGAAGGCAGGUGGGCUUUCUGAAGAAAUUGCUAACAUGAAUGAAACUCUUAAGCAGGCAAAACUUGCAACCACUAAGGUCCAGGAUGAGCACUCGAAACUUAUGGAGGAGAGAGAAGCCCGGUUCAGAUCUCUUGCUGAAGCCAAGGCAGACAAAGAGGAGAAAAUCAAGAUCUUAAAGAAAGAAGCCGAGGGUCCAGAACUGGGUGGAAACCUUGAAGAGAAGAUGGAAGAAACAUCAGAAGCCAUCAGAGUAGUUCAAGAACAACUUAAAGAUGUUCGUGCUGCGGAUCAAGAAGAGUUGAAGACUGUAACUUCAGAGCUGGAAGAAGCCAAGAAACAUCUGCAAGAAGUUCAAGCAGAAGAAAGCUCAGUACGAAAAGAAGUGGAACCCCUAAAGCUUGAACUAGAGAAUCUUAAGAAGGAAACUUCAGACCUGAAGGAGAAAGAACAAAAAGCCGAAGAACUCACAAAGACUUUACAAGCUAAACUAGACGAAAGAAAGAAGGAACUUGAAGCUGCGGUGGCUGAACAGAAGAAAACAUUUGAGGAAUACGAAAGCCUCCAGUCAAAACUCCAAGAGGUAACAGCUGAAGCAGAGAAAGCAAGAAAAGAAGCCGAAGAUAUGUAUAAAAACAUAGAAGCAUUGAAAAAAGAGGCUGAAACAUCCAGAGCCAUUGAGAAGGAAACCGAGGAAAAACUGGAAAUUGCACUGAAGGAAGCUGAAGAAGCAAAAGAAGCAGAGAAGCUUGCUAAUGAGAAAAUGAAGGCUAGUCAGGAAACAGAACCAGAGAAAAGCGGAAAGAUCAGAUUGCCAAAAGAGGAAUUUGAUUCUCUGACAAAAAAAGCGAAGGAAGCUGAAGAUGCUGCUACUGCGAAAGUAGCCAGUGCCAUGGCAAAAGUGGAAGCCAUCACCGCAAGUGAAAGAGAUACGCUUGCAAAGCUGGAAGAUAUCUUGAAAGAGACUGAGGAUGUUGAGGCUGCAACUAAUGAGGCUAUUAAGCAAGCUGAGACGGCUGAGAUGGAAACAAAGGCCCUUGAGAGUGAACUUGAAAAGCUGCGCAGCACUUAAGUAGAGCAGCUUCUUAAUCUGCAUCAAGGAUAUAGAGAAGGAGAUGUGAUACAUAUCUGAGAUUUAGGAGUAAGAAUCAAACUAUUGCAGCAAGUAUAUAACUUGUUCUUAAAAACAAAGAUUUUUUUUUUUUAAUUUUCUGUGUA
Messenger RNA from Daucus carota subsp. sativus, 1895 nucleotides. RefSeq names its product WEB family protein At1g12150. Lineage: Eukaryota; Viridiplantae; Streptophyta; Magnoliopsida; Apiales; Apiaceae. The transcript is spliced from 2 exons. Gene Ontology annotation, biological process: chloroplast avoidance movement; chloroplast accumulation movement. Gene Ontology annotation, cellular component: cytosol. Bases 1 to 1749 code for a protein of 582 amino acids. The record is from RefSeq and is a predicted model, not a curated record.